This is a messenger RNA of Soboliphyme baturini, 570 nucleotides long. Lineage: Eukaryota; Metazoa; Nematoda; Enoplea; Dioctophymatida; Soboliphymatidae. The record is from the annotation of a GenBank genome assembly.
AUGAAUGGUGCCGGUGAACGCCAACGUUGGAACGUAAUCUUCGUUCUCGGCCCUCCCGGUUGCGGCAAAGGGACUCACUGCAAGAAACUCGUUGAGAAAUACGGAGUUGUUCAUCUGAGUGCCGGUGAUCUUCUAAGAGAGGAACGCCAGCGACCGCAGUCCAAAUACGGCGAGCUUAUCGAGACACACAUCAGAAAUGGUACCAUCGUCCCGGUGGAGAUCACUUGUAAACUUUUAGAGAACGCUAUGAAAGCUUCAUCUCCCACUUCAUCUUUCCUGAUAGACGGAUUUCCAAGAAAUGAAAACAACCUUGAAGGUUGGCGGAAAGAAAUGGACAACAAAACGAAACUUAUUGUCGUAUUGUUUCUGGAGUGUUCGGAAGAACGCUGUUUAGGUCGUGGCGAGGGUCGUUCAGAUGACAACGAAGAAAGCUUGAAGAAGCGCAUUCAAACCUAUCAUAAUAACACGGUUCCCAUUCUCAGGUAUUAUGAAUCGCUAGGGUACGUGAGGAAAAUCGACUCCUCGCAUGAACCUGAAAAGGUAAUUUGCUACAAUUAUAAGCAUAGUUAG